This is a messenger RNA of Marchantia polymorpha subsp. ruderalis, 1751 nucleotides long. NCBI's taxonomy places the organism in Eukaryota, Viridiplantae, Streptophyta, Marchantiopsida, Marchantiales, Marchantiaceae. The record is from the annotation of a GenBank genome assembly.
UAUUCUUAUCUAUACUACGGAAAGAAAGAGAUCGAGAGCUGGUUUACAGUUUUUUGUGUUCUUUUUAGCCUUUUGAUCCCCUCGGAUCCCCCGGGCUUGAAAGACAGAGAUCGAGAGCUGGUUUUCACACAUACUAGCUCUCUCUCUCACUGCCGGGGGAGAAAGCGAGGUCAAGGCUAGCCGAGUCAAGACGACGAGGCCUACGGUAGCUCGAGACGCAAUUGUCAGCGGAUGCUAUAUCGAAUUAAAAUGGAUGCAUCGGAUGUGGUUAUAUACGGUGAUGGGUGCAGUGUUGUGCUUGCUGCACAGGUGUCGGAGCGAUGAGAGGUCAUUCGGUCACUGUCAUUCAGUGAGAGAACACUAACAUCUGAAACCGGAUAACGUCCUGCUGAGGAAUUGAUGACAUCAGUCCGGGCCAAUGCCUGCUCGCCUCGACAGAAGCGGUCGGGUUGCAUUCGAAGUCUUUGUAGAGUCUGCCGUGUGAACCUAUUCGAGAAUAUCCCAAGACAAACUGCGUGAAUCGAGAAAGAAGAAACUAGAAAAAUUGCAUGUCUGCAAACAUGCAAAGGUAGCAAGGCCUGAAGAACAUUCCGAAUUCUCUAAGGAAAAGACCGAGCUCCGGCUCAACCCAUCUUUCGCGGUGAACUGGUUUGCGGUCUUGAACUUGUAUCAGUUUGUACCCGAGCGCUGCUCGUCAGUUCUCUCAACGCAAGGGGUGGGGGGUGCCAUGAGGUCUCUCCCUGAGCAUUCAAUUCAAACCCAUGGGCCUCAAAAGUCUGAAAAGCGUCCGCACACGACUACAGCAGCAACAACACAUGUGUUUUUAGCCCCCCACUGGGACGUCUACGUCAUUCCCCUCGUGGGAACUGCCCUGCUAGACCUCGUCUGACAGGUCGUUCUCAGAUAGAUUGAUUCAUCACUCCAGGACACCCCUCCUCCUCUCCCCUCCCCUCCGUACGUACGUGUACUCCAAUUCCCUUUUCCUUCGAAUCUAGUACACGGCUGAGAACCGUCAACUUGACCAUCUAACGGUGAGCCAAAUCGUUUUGAAAUGUGCUCAGUACGGCCGGGCGGCUGGCCAGUGAUCAACCAGCACAAGCUCCGCUGCGGCAGCCAAAAGCUCUGAGAAUGAUUAAGCGACAGAGUUGGGGGAGACGAGGGAGACGAGGGAGGAGGGAGGAAGGAGGGAGGGAGGAGGGAGUGAAAAGGUAAGGCAGUAAAAUUUUGAAUAUCGAAACCAGCAGAGGCCUACGGUUCGCUAUAGUAUGGACCAUGAAUUUGUCCUUUGCACUACUUCUGUACUGUAUAGUACAGAAAAUGCGACUGAGCAGAAGGAAGAGGACGGAUCGGAUCGGCGUCGAUCGGCAUGGCCAGCUUGCGGGCCUGCGCAGGGCCGGGCAGGGCAGGGCAGAGCAUGGCAGGACCGAGUUCAAGGCAGACGUCUGGGCAUGUAUAAGUGACGACGUCAUCUUAUCACAACUUUCAACAUCAGAGCUGAAAUCAUUGUGGUGGAUUCUGUGGUGCACGAAAUAUGGUUCAGAAAUUCCAGUCAUGGGUGAGAUCGAGGGAAAGGUAUGGGUCGAACGAACAGUGGAUUCUAGAAUUCGAAUCCACAGAGAGUUGUGUCAUGGAGCGCAAAACAAAGCACAUCCAAAAGGCAGCAAUGGAAGUAAGCGGUCAUGGGGAAUACAAAUAUAUGUGUGAUGACGAUUGUUUUGUGGCUCGCUCCAUGGAAUCUGUAUGCUGUUGUU